Molecule: messenger RNA, 2773 nt
Organism: Urocitellus parryii (Arctic ground squirrel)
Lineage: Eukaryota; Metazoa; Chordata; Mammalia; Rodentia; Sciuridae
Gene: C1H2orf72
Product: chromosome 1 C2orf72 homolog
Source: RefSeq, a predicted model, not a curated record
AUGGAGCGCGAGCUGGAGGCGCUGGAGACGCGGCCCGCGAGCCCGGCCGAGCCGCCCUUCCAGGCGCUGGUGGAGGCGGCUGGGGGCCGCGGGCAGGUGCUGCUGGUGGGCGAGCUGUGGGAGCGCGAGCAGAGCCGCGCGCUGCUGCGGGACUUCGCCACCGCCGUGUUCCCACCCGAGCCCGCCGCGGGCAAGCCGGGCAGCGCGGCGGCGGAGAGCGCCGGGCCCGGGGAGGCGUGCGGGGCGCAGAGGGCGCUGGGCACGGCGGCGCGCGCCAUCCGCUCCCCGCUGGUCUUCGUGCUUUGCCGCGCGUCGUCUCUGGCCGCCAGGGAGCCGCGGCGCCGCCUGCGGGAAAUGCUGCGGGACGUGCGCGGCCGGAGGCGGGCCGGCGCGGCGCUGGUCGGGGUGCUGGUGGCCGAGGCGGGGCCGGAGGACGCGGUGGCGCCCGGGCUCCGGCUGCUGGAGGCGCUGCUGCGCACAGUGUUCGGCCGCCAGGCGGGUGGCCCCGUGCAGGCAGCCGCCUACUGUCCCAGCCACCCGGAAUCCAGCCUGGCUGUCCAAGCGGCCGCCUGCAGAGCCCUGCAAGCCGCGGGGCCCGGGCGACCAGAAGAAGGAACUUGGGAGAGACCUGGCCUCCCAGGACUGCUGGCCUGUUUUACUUGGGGUCCUUGGAGCCAGAGGAAGGACCAAGAUGCCAUCUCCUCCAGAAGCCCAGCUCAGGAGAACUUCCAAGACUCACAGGAGGAGCUGGCACUCACCACCAUAUUUCCCAACGGAGACUGUGAAGACCAUGGAAGUGGACCCAAAGCCUGUGAUGGAGUCGUYCACACGCCCCCUGAGCCCACUGGAGAAACCAGAUGAAGGCUGGACCCUCGGACUGUCCCUGGCUCUGACCCACACCCUGAGGCCUGGUCCUUCUCACUGAGCCCCCAAGUCGACCUUGUCUGGUGGUGACUGUGAAAACCCCUCUUUUAGGGGGCUGUCACAUUCCCUAUKGCCAGUUCGGGAGCAGGACUUGCUAAGACAGGCAGGGCCUAGGAAAACUGUCCCUUGGGACCGGCUCUCCACUUGCCAUUUGCUACUGUGAUCAUAGUAAGGUUAUUUUAGCUCUCUGUACCUCAGUUUCUCUAAGCCAAGGAGACGGGUAGYUCUCKACUUUGAGGCUCUGCAGAACUGUGGCACCCCAGGGUGUGUGCAGCUCUGGACACCUGCAGGAGAGUGCAGCUGGAAGGAACUCUGGGCCAGAUAUCAUCAGWUCUGGGCUGUGACUUGGGGUGUGUCAUUCCAUCUCUGGGACUUCUGUUUUCAAAUGCAUGAGGGGCUGCCAAACCACUGGCUUUUCAGCCAGGGGCCAGGCUGCCCUUCCAGGCAGCAUUGGAAACCUGUGUGUUGGGGUGGGUCACUGACUGUGGGGCACCCCUGGCAUUGAGUGGGAAUCCUGCAAUGUGCAGGGUAGUCUCCAACAGCAAAGAAUUGGUUCACUCAAUAUGGUGACACCUUUGAGACACUGGAAGAACCAGUCCCUUUUUCCCGUCAAAUUCUGGGAAGAGUCCCCCAGAGAGUGUCAGGCUUCUUGGGACCUUGGCUCUGAGAACAAGCCAAAAUAAAGACCACAUUGUUGCCCCGGGGGCCUGUCAGGCCAGAGCCAAGAUGGUCCGUGUGUUGCAGGGCCAGGACAGAAAUAGCCCUUCGUGCCGUGCCGGUGAGAAGAAAGGGCUGCUCUCUUUCUCAUGUUGAUAUUGACUUUCUGUGCCAAGUCCUUGGAGGGUAAGAAUGCUGGGAGCUGCCCACAGCACCACCCAGAGGAAGGCAGGGGGCAGGGGAGGCUCCGGUCAGCUCUAGGUCUCAGUUCCUAUCCCAAGGUCAAAGCAGACGCAGCCCUGUACCUCGGUUUCUCUAAGCCAAGGAGACGGGUAGCUCUCGACUUGGAGGCUCUGCAGAACUGUGGCACCCCAGGGUGUGUGCAGCCUUUCCUCUAGUGGCCUGCGUCAGACAGGGCGAUGAUGUUCCCUGCAGAGCCGGCAAGGCCUAUGUUCACCCUCAGGCGGCUCAGCAUCCCUCUCUCGUCGACUUUGAGCGCUGGAGAAAUCCGGUCUUCAGACUCCAGCGGGAGGGCAGCUCCUGAUUUCCCCGGUGGGAAGCCCCCACCCCUCAGGGAAGUGGCCACGCCCAUUCAUUCCUGCGAUUCGAUUCGCUCCGCAGACACAGUCGUGCCACUACUCUUUAGCUCGCGACCUUCCAAAUGCUCUGGACCUUCCAGUUGUUAUUUCAGCUUUCUCUGUGAUGUUGCCAAAUCGUAGGACGGAAGCCUCUAGCCGAGGGGCUCUGUGAUGUUAAGGAAGGGCCCUCUCUACUCUGUGCCUCAAUUUCUUUUCCAUAACAGGGAGCCAGGUCCUACCCCUCCCUGGCCUCGCAGGGAUGGUGUGAGGUCCCACGAGACAACAUCUUCCUUGGGCCUGGGUGGCAGUGACAUUUUUUAAUAAUGCAGGGUUGUCUCCCCAGUAGAUAGAUCCAGCUGGCAUCUUUACAUAGCAGGAAUUCAAGAAAUUUUGAUUCAUUGAUUUUACUUUUUUAACUGGGGAGACUGGUAUAUCUGAAGCUGCUAUAUUUUUCUAUUUCCUCAUUGAUCUCUGUAUAAUAAUUUUGGUUGGAAUUUUAUCUGGUGGUAGGGAGGGUGGUGGGGCUUGUUAUCCGUUAGGAAUUUGUCUAAGGCAGAAGUUACAGGGUUUAAAAAUCUUUUGUAUUUGUUGCCAAUAUUUGAAACUUGGCACAU